Molecule: messenger RNA, 4117 nt
Organism: Anoplophora glabripennis (Asian longhorned beetle)
Lineage: Eukaryota; Metazoa; Arthropoda; Insecta; Coleoptera; Cerambycidae
Exons: 8
Coding region: 290-2443 (717 amino acids)
Source: RefSeq, a predicted model, not a curated record
GGUUGGCAGUCAAACAAUUCGAUGUUUUGAACGCGAGGGCCAACAACCUCCGGCGAUUCCAAAUCAUCUGUUUCGUUUUCGGUGUUACGUCGAGUGUGACUGUUUCGUGUGUUUUUUGAAUUACCAGCUCUGUGAAACUGUUUUAGCGUCGUUCGCUGUUUGUUUGCGUGUAAUGCUACGCAGCUUACGAUGAGUUGAAUUUACUUUUCUAUUGCCAGAGUGAUGAAUUACAGUGAUUACUGAUACUGUUUGGAUUAAACUUUGUUGGAUAUCUAUCGAAGCUGUGUGAAUGUGGAAUGAGGGCGGUGAGCCAGUGGGCCCCGGCAUGGACUGCCUGCAGCUGCGCCAACCGGCCGGGCCGUUCCACUACCUCAUCAGCGAGCAGGCCAAGUCCUUGGUGGCCCUGCAGGAGCUUCAGCAUGAGGUCGGAGCUCUCCUCGAGUUUCGCGAUCUCGUCAUGGAGACGUUCCCCAACCUGCGCAGUAAACUGGCCACCUCCAAUCCCUCGACGAUGACGUCGCAUCACCACCACAGCUCCAACAUACCCGUUUCCAUAAGGCCUGGCGACUGGACCCCUGGAGUGAGGGUUAGGAAGAAGUUGGGCAGCAAGGACGAAACGAGAAGUAGUAAGAAAAGCGGUGAUACGGCUAUUCAGGACUCCGGUUUUAGCACGGAGACGUCGAGUAAGGAGACGCACAGCGCUUCGUCCACGGCACCUCCACCUUCCACAGCUGCAGGAGCAGCAGAAACUGACGAGGUGGAAGACGAAUUGUGGAACCUAUUAGACAUAAUCCAUCGAAAGGGUACGCGAUUAAAAGAUGAAGCCGAGGCACUACAAGGAACCAUCCGCGAACAAGGCACCAUGCGGCAAGAAGGCAAUUUCCAAAGGAUACUCUUCCAUUCCUCCGCCGAUGACGUUCGGCAGCUUCGUCAGGAGCGCGACCUACUUCUCGACAGGCUGGCUGAGAUGGAAGCAGAGGUUCUCGCUGGAAGAGUGCACACUUCCAGGUUACAGGAAGACCUGGAGAAUCUUCUCUCCACCAAGCACGACUUGGAGGAACAACUCAAGGCGGUUGUGACGCAGAGAGGUGAAGUGAAUUCUCGCAUCCAUGACCUACACCUGCAAUUUGUGACUAAAAGUGUCUCGCCGGACGGUGAAAAAGUAAAGUUAUUAAGUGAUAGUAAAGAUUCGGUAACUAGUCAACGGACAAACAGUAGGAGGAAUAGUAAAAGUGAACUAGACAAAGUGCUCGGUGAUAAAUUACCUAAAGUUAAAGUGCCCGAUAGUAAAAAAUUUGCCGCCAUAUUGAAAGAACACGAUCCCUUGGUGCUACAGAGACAUCUGUUGUCGUCGACUGUGCAAAAUCAGGUUCUCCAAGACAAACUUGAUACAGCAGCAGACCUAGAAGUUGGUCUUAGGGACAAAUUAAAUAAGUUUCGAGAAGAAAAUGAGGAUCUCAGGUUUCAGCUGGAAGACAAAAACAUAGAACUAGAGGGCACCCGCGCCAGGGUCCGGCUGUUAGAAGACCUGCAGAAGCCUCUGAACAAGAGCGGCUCGCCAGACGUCAUCCCCACCUCAGAGUCGACCCCGCCGGAUCACCCGAUCUCGCGGACGGAGGUCUCAACCGCCAGCAUGAAGGCUAUGAGUCCGUUGCCCUUAAAUUUGCAAAUGGACCACUCCAGCAGCACCGAGUCUGCCCACGACCAGGCGGAGAGCACCAGAAAGUCUACGGACAGCGGUAAGAGGAGGCCCAGUAAGAUCCCGUUGAAGAGCUACACGGCUCCCAAACCACCUGGAGGUAAACACAGCCCUGCACCCGGCACACGUAGUCGUAGCGGCGAAUCACCCGGUAGACCGCACUCUGCACAGUCCUGGAGAAACAAGAGCGAAGGCAACAGCCUCACCGGCGGCAAGGCCGGCAACUCCUCGCUGCCCAAGUCGAGGAACAGCUCCCUGGUCUCGGCCAGGGACUCGCUGUCCAGCAAGCUGCGCAGCACCGACUCCUUGCUGAAGCUGUCGCCGCCCGGCAACGCCAGCUUCGGGAGUGGGCGGGGUACCCUGAAGAAGGGCAGCGCGCCGACCAAGUGGAGCAGUCAAAGGGACACCAGCGAAAAGAUACCAAACUCAAACUCAGCAAAAGAAAAAUCUCAGUAUCCAUGGAUUCUCUCUUCAUAUAACAGUGACCCGGAAUUGAACUACCCGGACUCUUUGGACAGAAACGAAAACGACUCCGUUCAACAUACAGUCACUGAAAACUCGGGGAGUCACCGUUUCCAAACCGCCAACACCUUUCUUUGGAAUGCUGGCGGUACUCUUAAUAAUGAAUUUUAUGACAGUAUUGAUUCUAAUAUGGCUUCCAGCUUGUACCAUCCCAAUGGCGAGGAACUCGCUGAAUGUGACUCUUUAGAAAGACAUUUAUCUGAUAUUUCUGAUAAGAAGUAAGUUUUGAUUUAUUCGUUUGAAGUUUCCAUUAUAUUUUUUUUAUUGAUUUGACCAUUUUUUAAAUUUACAUUUCAUUCUUUUACUGCAAGUUCCCUACAAGUUCCUAAAACAAUAUUAACGGAGUUACAUGACCCCAAAGGUUUUUUUUAUUAAUAUUAAUAUUUAGAUCUUUACAAUUUUGAGGAUUUUUUUUUUCUUGUACGUGCAAUUUGUUACCAAUAACAAGUGUACCAAAUUAGAAGAAAAUUAGUCUAAAUAAAAAAGCUAUGCCCAAAUAUUAAUUGAAAGGAAAUAACUUUAAGGUGCCGUUUAUAUUGAACUUUCGAUAAAAGUUAAAAGAACUUGUAGUGUUAUUUUAGACGAAUUUCGAUACCCUAUAUAUUAUUCUCUUUGCGUUUAUUAAUGAUUUUAGCAAUUCUUUUUGAUAAGAAUAUAUUUUAUAAUUUCUUCCAUAUUUUUCUGUAUUCGCCUUGAACUCUGCAUUCAAGGAAAAAAACCUGUAAGAAUAAUAGUUCUAAGAAACUAUUUAAAUUUUUUAAUACCUACGUUGCAAAAGCAAUUAAAUAUAUCAUAUUACUAAUAACAAGAGUACUUAUAUAAGCUUGACAUAUUUUUUUAGACCUAUAUUUCUGUAACCCAAUGCCCAAUUAUUAUCCCAACUCAGGUAUUAAAGAAUAUGGAAAGUUUCAUACUUUAAUCUUUACACUUUUUUGACAUGUCGAAAUAUAAUCGUGUCUAUUUAUGAUGGACAUGUUUUUACCUUAUAAUUAAAAAAUGAAGGAAUAUGUUUGAUAGAAAAAUGGUCGAAUUCCACCUCCCUUGAAGUUUGAUACUGUAAUUUUACAGUUUGCUAUAAUUUAAUAAAAAUUGCCUUUAAGAAAAUUGAAUACUUAUAUUGAUUUUACUGACCUCUUUCUUUUAUCAUAGAAAUGCAUUUUUAAAUAUACGCGAUUCGGCAUAUUAUUUUUUAAUAUUAUAUAAUUUUUCAAAACUUGAUAAUUAAAUUAAUUACUUAAUACAAGUUGUGUGUUUUAAUUUUAUUUCUCUGUAAUUAUUGUUUUAGUUGCCGUGCAAUAUUGAUUACAUCUCCAAAUUUUAGCCUAUUUCAUGUUGCUAAACAUAUUAUAUUCAUACAUUAUUGGCAAUAUUACCACCACUUAAAAUGUAGAUUUUACUUACUUAAUUUAAAUGGUCAAAAAUUAAAAUGUAUCACAUCAUUGAUUAGCCAGUCAUCUAUAUAAAUUUGAAGUCUUACAUUUGCUAAUAUGGCUAAUGUACUAAAAAAAUAAUUAGUUUGAUGACAUAUUAAAAAACUUGGUUGUGCAAUUUAUAGGCGUAAAUAAAAAUUUGUUUUUGUUUAAAAAAUUUGUGUUACAAAAUAAAAAAAUUUUUACUUGAUUUAAUGUAGCCACGAUAUAAAAUUGAGAGUAGCUACUAUUAUCAUCUUGUUCUUAAAUGCAAUUUUUACAAAACAUUCCAAACACCUUUUGGAAAACUGUAGCAUCACAGUUGAAGCUCAAGUACGUUAUUCAAGAGUAAAUUUGACCCCAUUCAAAUUUUGUAUUACUUGAAAAACGUUCUUGAAAAAUAAUGAACUGAAUUUCAUUGUUUAUUGUAUUAUUUUGUAUAUUUACGUAGUGUAUUUGAGAAAAUAAAUGCACCAAGUAUUUUUAU